This is a messenger RNA of Malus domestica (apple), 1470 nucleotides long. Its product is annotated as hydroxyproline O-arabinosyltransferase 1. Lineage: Eukaryota; Viridiplantae; Streptophyta; Magnoliopsida; Rosales; Rosaceae. The record is from RefSeq and is a predicted model, not a curated record. Gene Ontology annotation, molecular function: glycosyltransferase activity.
CCAUCCUCACCUGUUACUGAGAUGAACACACAGACGAUGACUUUCUCCAGGCGCCAUUUUUAGAGAGAGAAAGCUAGAGAGAGAGAGAGAGAGAGGGGAAAAAUGGGUUGUGGGAAUUUCUUCUUCACCAUACUGGUGACCUUCUCCGUAGCUCUGAUCACGUAUAACAUCAUAAUCUCAGCUAAUUCGCCACUCCAGCAGGACCUUCCAGGUCCGUCGAGAUCAUCAUUGUCGAUUGGCGUGGACCCCAUCAUCCAGAUGCCAUUUCACAGAUCGCGAGGAAAAUCGCGAAGCUCCAAGCGACUGUUCCACACGGCGGUGACGGCCUCCGACUCCGUCUACAACACGUGGCAGUGCAGGAUCAUGUAUUACUGGUUCAAGAAGUUUCAGAACGAAUCCGGUUCGGAGAUGGGCGGGUUCACUAGGAUCUUGCAUAAUGGGAAGCCGGACAAGUACAUGGAUGAAAUCCCAACUUUUAUUGCCCAGCCUUUGCCUGCUGGAAUGGAUCGGGGUUAUAUAGUUCUCAACAGACCAUGGGCAUUUGUGCAAUGGCUUCAGCAAGCAGACAUCAAAGAAGAUUAUAUACUGAUGUCGGAGCCCGAUCAUGUGAUUGUCAAGCCCAUACCAAACUUGUCCACUGACGGGCUUGGAGUCGCGUUUCCUUUCUUCUACAUUGAACCGAAGAGGUACGAGUCAGUGCUCCGGAAAUACUUCCCUGAGAACAAGGGACCAAUAACUAACAUUGAUCCAAUUGGAAAUUCUCCCGUCAUUGUUGGGAAGGAAUCUCUUAAGAAGAUUGCUCCGACCUGGAUGAAUGUUUCUUUAGCAAUGAAGAAGGAUCCUGAAGCAGACAAAGCUUUUGGAUGGGUGCUUGAAAUGUAUGCUUAUGCUGUCGCAUCCGCUCACCAUGGUGUUGGUAAUAUCUUGUACAAGGAUUUCAUGCUUCAGCCUCCAUGGGAUAAAGAAAUUGGCAAGAAGUUCAUAAUUCAUUACACUUAUGGAUGCGACUAUAAUAUGAAGGGUGAACUAACGUAUGGGAAAAUUGGAGAAUGGAGAUUUGACAAACGAUCUUAUGGUACUGUUGCACCGCCUAGAAACCUCCCUAUGCCUCCACAUGGUGUUCCAGAAAGCGUGGUGACGCUGGUGAAAAUGGUGAAUGAAGCGACGGCAAACAUUCCAAAUUGGGGGGAAUAGGUAAAAGAGCCUGGUUGGAGCUGAUGUAGACACUGAGCCUGUACAGACAAAGCUGUGCUGCCUUUUGGUACACAGAUGCCGCUUGCGGAAAAGUUUGGGAAAAUUUUCAUGUCUCGCUAUUCAACUUGGGUUGCACACUUGGCGUCUCACUCGAAUUCAGUUGCUCGUAUGUCCUAAUUAUGAGAAUUUUACAACAAACAUGAAUACAUUUUGUGAAUGAUAAGGUUGAUUAUAUAGGUAGGGAUGUGUUAUCCACGCACUUAUUUUUACUUCUUA